Messenger RNA from Paraphaeosphaeria sporulosa, 1266 nucleotides. RefSeq lists its product as uncharacterized. The record is from RefSeq and is a predicted model, not a curated record. The transcript has a single exon. NCBI's taxonomy places the organism in Eukaryota, Fungi, Ascomycota, Dothideomycetes, Pleosporales, Didymosphaeriaceae. Bases 424 to 981 code for a protein of 185 amino acids.
ACCGAAGAACCUCGAAAUGUUCGACAAUCGUUGCAUUGCACUGCCAAACCUCACGGAUAGCUCUGAUUGACCGUAAACGAGCCGACUCUCUGCCGAGCCGUAUGGGCUGGAGUCUUCUCGUCGCUUCUUCGCGAUCUGCAUGGAACAGUUUUUCACAAAUGCCUAAGCGAUCCCCUGGUAUGGCCUAGGCUACGAGUUGUUUUUGACACUGCAGGUGCCGAGCGAAUCGGUCCGUCCUCGCACCUGCCAGUUUGCCAUUGAGCUAGCUGAACAGCGUGGUCCCUGCGAGUCAGCAUGGACACGGUAGUGGGGUAGGACUAUGUAUAUCUGUCCCACCACUGAAUUCUUCUCUCGACCACAACGCACCCCGCAACAGCUCUUCAACAACACAUUUCAAGAUUUCCAAACCUCAAUUAUCCAAACAUGGCCUCAUUUUAUGACACCACCAUUCCCCAGCUCCGCAAGAUCAACGAUGCGGCAAUCAACAUCCUCACCACCGCGCAGACCGAAAUCUCCAAUGGCCUCGCCGUCACUGAAUCUGAAAUGCUCGACGCUUCGUUCAGCGACAUGCUCCCAUUCCGCAUGCAGCCCAUCCUCCUUGGAAAAUUCGAAUGUGCACCCUUGACCAAGCUCAACCUCUCCAGCGCCGACCUCCCCAGCAUGGAUCCCAGCAGUUUCACUUCCUUCAGUUCUAUUAUCGACUUCUUCAAGGCCUUGAACGCGGUCCUUGAUUCUGUGUCCCAGGAUGCCUGGAACGACGCGGCGGAUAAGGGAUUUGAGAUUCAGAUGGGUGCUAAGACGCUGAACAUUACCGCACUGAAGGAUUUUACAGAGGGAUUCAUGGUGCCGCAUUGCUGGUUCCAUCUGAAUGCUAUAUACAUGUUGUUGAGGAGUAAGGGUUUCAAGUUGGGCAAGGGUGUGUUCGUGGGUGCGUGGGUUUCGGAAACUCUGAAGAAGGAUUUUGCGCCAUUGAGGGAGUAGGAUGAUGAAAUGAAGGUUGAACAGGGGAGGAAGUGAUUAAAAAAACCGAUGAAAAUAGAGUGGAUUAUGAAAGAAGGCGAAAAACUAGGUGGAAUGGAACAUGCAGGUAUCAUACCCCAAAUCAUAAAAUGUAAAUAUGCCAUUCACAAAAACAACUUCACCUCCCAGCUCGCAAAGGUGAAUCACCCAAGGAAACCACUUUGGCGUCCGUCAAUGAAUAGACAUCGUGUCUCAAGUACACAUCUCUAUGUAAUUGGAUUGGAACAUACCAGGCACAUCUCGCAG